GGAGAGGGAGAAGGCGAGGGGGGCAGAUGAGAAGGGAACGAGAAGAGUAUGCGAUGUAGGAGGGAGAACCUUAGUCUCCGAAGCGCGAAAGAGCUCACGGAUUAAGAAUUUGUCGGGCAAUUGGCACCCCGGGACAAGAGCCAAAAAAAUCACCAUCACCCAACUCUGGCGUUUCCUACCAGAAGUUAGAGACUUGAGCAGUACUGCCAUCGGAUGCAAAUGGUAGGCUGGUUGUUGUGGGAUAUACUCCCGAGCUGAAGAAGUGCAAGUGGAUGUGGUGUGUGUUAAAUACCAGAAGAGCCCAUACCCAGUGGGUAAUAGCAGUAGCGAGGAAAUGUGGCGAGAAUGACUAACGACAAAUCUGUGAAUUUGUUCUCGGGAGUUGCUAAUUUGCCAGCCCGCAGCCACACAUUUUACAAGGAGGAAACGUUUUGCUGCUUCUGAAUUCGCCCCAAACUGGUGCUACCAGAUGCAUGGCUUUCUAUGUGUUGGAACAAAUCCUUCUUAACUGCAGCCUACCGGGAAAGGGGAAAGGUUGAGACAACUAACUGACUGUCUCCAAAUAAGAGAUGAGAUGUAAUGCCUCCUCCAGUCCAUGCACACGUCCUCUUGCUACCCCUGCAUCAUCCCUCAGUGGAAACCUUUAAACUCUAAAAUCCAAGGAAAGGCAAGAAAUAUAUUAUCAUGGACCUGAGGGAUUUUUAUCUGUUGGCUGCUCUGAUUGCCUGUUUAAGGCUGGAUUCGGCUAUAGCUCAAGAACUUAUUUACACUAUUAGAGAGGAGUUGCCUGAAAAUGUGCCCAUAGGAAAUAUACCAAAGGACUUGAACAUUUCUCACAUCAAUGCUGCCACAGGGACCAGUGCCAGCCUUGUCUACAGACUGGUUUCUAAAGCUGGGGAUGCCCCUCUGGUGAAAGUAUCCAGCAGCACUGGGGAGAUUUUCACAACCUCCAAUAGAAUAGACAGAGAGAAACUCUGCGCUGGAGCUUCUUAUGCGGAGGAGAAUGAGUGUUUCUUUGAACUUGAGGUGGUGAUCCUCCCCAAUGACUUUUUCAGGCUGAUCAAAAUCAAGAUCAUUGUCAAGGAUACCAAUGAUAAUGCCCCCAUGUUUCCGUCUCCUGUCAUCAAUAUUUCCAUUCCAGAAAACACUUUGAUCAACAGCCGCUUUCCAAUCCCAUCAGCCACAGACCCCGACACAGGCUUCAAUGGGGUGCAGCAUUAUGAAUUGCUAAAUGGGCAGAGUGUUUUUGGCCUGGAUAUCGUGGAAACUCCAGAGGGAGAGAAGUGGCCGCAAUUGAUUGUUCAGCAGAACUUGGACAGAGAACAAAAAGAUACCUAUGUGAUGAAAAUCAAAGUGGAGGAUGGUGGUACUCCACAGAAAUCCAGCACAGCCAUUCUGCAGGUCACUGUAAGUGAUGUGAAUGACAACAGGCCAGUGUUUAAAGAGGGUCAAGUAGAGGUGCAUAUUCCCGAGAACGCUCCUGUGGGGACCUCUGUGAUUCAGCUCCAUGCAACUGAUGCAGAUGUGGGCAGCAAUGCUGAAAUCCGGUACAUUUUUGGUGCCCAGGUCGCCCCUGCAACCAAAAGACUCUUUGCUUUAAAUAACACAACUGGGCUGAUUACAGUUCAGAGGUCUUUAGACAGGGAAGAGACAGCCAUUCACAAAGUGACGGUGUUGGCUAGUGACGGCAGUUCCACUCCUGCCAGAGCCACAGUGACCAUCAAUGUCACCGAUGUAAAUGAUAACCCUCCGAACAUAGACCUCAGGUACAUUAUAAGUCCCAUCAAUGGCACGGUGUAUCUGUCUGAGAAAGACCCAGUCAAUACAAAGAUUGCCCUGAUUACAGUUUCAGACAAGGACACAGACGUGAAUGGCAAAGUGAUCUGUUUCAUUGAAAGAGAGGUCCCGUUUCAUCUGAAGGCAGUGUAUGACAACCAGUAUCUGCUAGAGACUUCUUCUCUGCUGGACUAUGAGGGCACCAAAGAAUUCAGCUUUAAAAUCGUUGCCUCUGAUUCUGGGAAGCCCAGUUUGAAUCAGACUGCCCUGGUAAGGGUUAAGCUGGAGGAUGAAAAUGACAACCCACCGAUUUUCAACCAGCCUGUAAUUGAGCUGUCAGUCUCUGAAAACAACCGACGUGGGUUAUACUUAACAACUAUUAGUGCUACAGACGAAGACAGUGGGAAAAAUGCAGACAUUGUUUAUCAGCUUGGACCGAAUGCCUCCUUCUUUGAUCUGGACAGAAAGACAGGAGUUUUGACAGCCUCCAGAGUAUUUAACAGGGAGGAACAAGAGCGAUUCAUUUUUACAGUCACUGCCAGGGACAAUGGGACCCCUCCCCUGCAAAGCCAAGCAGCAGUGAUAGUUACUGUUCUGGAUGAGAAUGAUAAUAGCCCCAAGUUUACUCAUAAUCAUUUUCAGUUUUUUGUGUCGGAGAAUCUGCCAAAGUAUAGUACUGUGGGAGUAAUCACAGUGACAGAUGAAGACGCCGGAGAGAAUAAAGCUGUGACUCUUUCCAUUCUAAAUGACAAUGAAAAUUUCGUGUUGGAUCCCUAUUCGGGAGUCAUAAAGUCAAAUGUCUCCUUUGACCGAGAGCAGCAGAGUUCCUACACGUUUGAUGUCAAAGCCACUGAUGGAGGACAGCCACCUCGGUCCUCUACAGCGAAAGUAACCAUCAAUGUCAUGGAUGUCAAUGACAACAGUCCAGUUGUCAUUUCUCCACCGUCCAACACCUCAUUUAAGUUGGUGCCCCUCUCAGCCAUUCCUGGUUCCGUGGUGGCCGAAGUUUUUGCCGUGGAUAUUGAUACUGGCAUGAAUGCAGAACUUAAGUACACCAUAGUGAGCGGGAACAAUAAAGGACUGUUUCGGAUUGAUCCAGUAACGGGCAAUAUCACUCUAGAAGAGAAGCCAGCGCCUACUGAUGUGGGCCUGCACCGCCUGGUGGUCAACAUAAGUGACCUGGGGUACCCUAAGGCUUUGCACACUCUCGUGCUCGUAUUUCUUUAUGUAAACGAUACUGCUGGAAAUGCCUCGUACAUCUACGACUUGAUCCGCAGGACUAUGGAGACCCCACUGGACAGGAACAUCGGAGAUAGUAGCCAACCCUACCAAAACGAGGACUAUCUCACCAUCAUGAUUGCCAUCGUCGCAGGGGCCAUGGUGGUCAUCGUUGUCAUCUUUGUCACUGUUCUGGUGCGCUGUCGCCAUGCGUCGAGGUUCAAAGCAGCUCAGAGGAGCAAGCAAGGUGCUGAGUGGAUGUCCCCAAACCAAGAGAAUAAGCAAAACAAGAAAAAGAAACGCAAGAAAAGAAAGUCCCCCAAGAGUUCUCUUUUGAACUUUGUUACUAUCGAAGAGUCCAAACCCGAUGAUGCAGUUCAUGAACCUAUCAAUGGGACCAUCAGCCUGCCUGCUGAGCUGGAGGAACAAAGUAUAGGAAGAUUUGACUGGGGCCCCGCACCUCCGACCACCUUCAAGCCUAACAGUCCUGACCUGGCCAAGCACUACAAAUCUGCCUCCCCACAGCCUGCUUUUCAUCUCAAACCAGACACUCCAGUAUCUGUGAAAAAGCACCAUGUCAUUCAGGAGCUCCCUUUGGACAACACCUUUGUUGGGGGCUGUGACACCCUUUCCAAACGCUCCUCCACUAGUUCAGAUCACUUCAGUGCCUCAGAGUGCAGCUCCCAAGGAGGCUUCAAGACAAAGGGCCCCUUACACACCAGACAGUCUCAGCGCCGUGUUACCUUUCACCUCCCGGAUGGCUCCCAGGAAAGCUGCAGUGACAGUGGUCUGGGAGACCACGAGCCGGUGGGUAGUGGAACCCUGAUCUCACACCCUCUUCCUCUGGUUCAGCCACAGGACGAAUUCUACGACCAAGCCUCUCCGGACAAGAGGACCGAAGCAGAUGGCAACUCGGACCCCAACUCUGAUGGACCUCUGGGUCCCCGAGGAUUAGCUGAAGCUACGGAGAUGUGCACUCAAGAGUGUCUGGUUUUGGGUCACUCUGAUAAUUGCUGGAUGCCUCCUGGCUUGGGUCCAUAUCAACACCCGAAAUCUCCUCUGUCGACCUUUGCACCCCAGAAAGAAUGGGUCAAGAAAGACAAGCUUGUGAAUGGGCACACCCUGACCAGAGCGUGGAAAGAAGACACCAACAGGAACCAGUUCAAUGACCGUAAGCAGUAUGGCUCCAAUGAAGGCCAUUUCAACAAUGGCAGCCACAUGGCAGACAUUCCUCUGGCAAAUCUGAAGUCCUAUAAGCAAGCAGGUGGCACAAUUGAGAGUCCUAAGGAGCACCAACUUUAAGCUGAAGUUGUAUGGGACCUAGUACCUUUAAUCUAAAUAGACAUGCUAAUACUGUGUGUUGGAGCUUUAUGUAUUCAAUAGAUCUCUACAACUAUGCCCCUUAUAGUAGGGAACUCAUAACUUUGUGUUAGCACCAUGGAGGAUACAAUGCUUUGCAACAUAGGAGAGAAAAUAGUUCUAGUAGCCAUGUGAUGAUGUUCUUUACUAGAAUUGAUUAAACUCUCCAGAGCUCUCUCCAUUGUGCAAUUUAUUUUUAUUAUUGCAUUUUAUUUGACCCUGGACUGCUGCUAUGAACAAUAGAAUAUGCAUUUGGAGAGUAAGAUGGUUCCAUGGAUUGGAGUGACUGACAAAACAUAUCCAGUUAGAAAUUUGUGCUCUUUUUUUUUUGCCAUUGAUUUAUGCUGGGACCUCUAUACUUGACAUUAUACUUCAAACAGAACUUAAAAAUAAGCAUUAAACCUCUUGUGCUGUUAACACCGUUAGUGGACACUUGUAAGUCAAUCAGUGUUAAAGUAUCUGUAAAUAGAAGCAAGCUAUUAUUAACAACUUUUUGUGUACUUAUAGCAUUCACCUAAAAAUGUUGUAGCAUAAUUCUGUGUUGAUGGUUGCUUCUUUCCUUUUUCAAUUUCCCUCCUCUUAUUUCUGUUGUUUCUUUCAGUGAGGUGUUUCUGCGUUAGUAGUCUGUCGUGGCACACAUUGUUCUAAGGAUUGUAAACAUUUGUGUUUUAAAAAGGUUCUGAAAUUUCACUUCUUAUAUGAUAACUUAUGAUAUUAGAACUCUAUAAAAAUAUAAAGAUGAGAGAAAAAAAUAAAAACUUCAAACAAUCGCAGCACUCAAUACUCCUGUAAACGCUUGGAAAUUCAGAAUCUCCAUUUGAUAUCCUCAUUUUCAAAGUAGGCAAAAAGCAAAAUCACUUAAUUAGUACCAUUAAGUGAGAAAGUGAUGAGAAAGUGUUAUCCAUCAAAUGUGAUAUAAUAUUCUGUACUUGCUACUCUUGCAAAACUAAUGUAUUCAAAUUAGCAUAUACUGAAGAAAAAAAUCACUACUCGAAAAUAGUUUCAAUUGGGCAAAUGUGUGUCUCCAACUUUGUUGAAAUGACAGAGUUUGUGUUGAUCCUCAUAUACAAUACUGUUGUUGUAACACAAGUGUUAUUAGACCAUAGCCACAAAAUAUUUAAUGUGUUGUGCCUUCAUGAUGUAACAGAACAUUCUCCAGGUAGGGUAGUUGGGGAAAAUAAAGGGAUAAAUCUCUAAUUAUUGCUGUUUAACUGUUUGUUAUCAUAGUUGGUCAAUGCCUGGCAGGUACCAGCAUUUGUCACUUAGCUCAAACCAAGGGAGUGACAGUUAAUGUUAAUAAGAUCUCAGUUGCACGUGCAAAACAAAUCCAAAUUUGAACAUUCUUAGGAGGUUUUUGUUAAGGCAUGACAGAUGAUUUAAACAAAUAAAUAGCAUGCAACAAAAUGUCUUUAUUGAAAGAAGUGAAAGUUAUAUUAAUGCCACGGUUCACCAUCAACUUAAAAGUUAAAAAAAAAAGAAAAAAGUUAAAAAAAUUGCUAAUCUGAUAGUUAAUUUGUUCUUACCAAAAAUAAAGUUACUUUGUAAAUAGCAGUUCACGUUUUUCCACAGUAUAAUGGAAAAUAAUGGGUAGGGGUGCAUUGCUUACUGAAGUACAUUUUUGUCGGUUUGUGAGGGGUGUUUGAUGACUUUGACAAAAUAAAUAUCUAA
Molecule: messenger RNA, 6021 nt
Organism: Alexandromys fortis (reed vole)
Lineage: Eukaryota; Metazoa; Chordata; Mammalia; Rodentia; Cricetidae
Gene: Pcdh9
Product: protocadherin 9
Exons: 4
Coding region: 685-4296 (1203 amino acids)
Biological process (GO): homophilic cell-cell adhesion
Cellular component (GO): plasma membrane
Molecular function (GO): calcium ion binding
Source: RefSeq, a predicted model, not a curated record